Molecule: messenger RNA, 452 nt
Organism: Hydra vulgaris (swiftwater hydra)
Lineage: Eukaryota; Metazoa; Cnidaria; Hydrozoa; Anthoathecata; Hydridae
Source: RefSeq, a predicted model, not a curated record
CAUCUGCAAUGAGUGCUCUAGUUCCAUCCUCAAUUGCAUUGAGUGGUAAGCUUAAAAAUAUUUUUAUUGCAUCCUUCAAAAAACCUGUUCAUUUACAUCUUCAGCUGCUACAAGUGUCCCACAACCUCUACAACAACUACAGAUUUAGGGUCCAGCACCCUAGACCAAUUAGUAAUCGGUCAUUUUUGCGGUGGGUCCGGUUAGGAGGGAAUGAUGGUGAAUCAUUCAGCUGGGCCUAUCAUCCUCCUAACAGGAUUGCUGGGAGCUACAGUAGAAGAGGAAGCCUUGGAGGAGGUCGUGGGCAAAGAUGGAAUGGUGGCGGCCUUGUCGUGAAUGGUGGCAUUCACUAUUACUAGGCGCCACCAUUCCUAUUUUGUUUUUUUUAAUAAAUAUAUAACAUUAUCAAGUUUGUUUUCCAUUUUGUCCUAAUUUUUACAAAUAUUGCCAUUUGA